AUGAGAGUGAAAAGAGCUUACGUUGUGGUCUUGAUUUUAUCCCUUCUAAUUGUGGAUGAAUCUUCCCCUUUUCUUCUUCCACCAGCUUCAGCUAAUGUACUGGCCAUUUUACCGUGGGGGUUAAGAAUAUUAUCCAGAACCCUAAAUUUUAGAAACAUUUCCAGAGCAUUAGCUAAACUGAGAUCAUUCUUGCGUUCCAAUGGUGGUCGUCAUCUUCGAAUAGGAGACUUCGUCGACGGCAUAUCAAAGAUUAAAGAUUAUUUUGACCUGUUCGGUUACCUGAAUUCCGCUUUGAAUUCAAACUCCACCGAUGAAUUCACCGCCGAUCUCGAAUGGGCAAUCAAAUACUUCCAGAAGACGUUCCACCUCAACGUCACCGGCCAACCCGACGAUGCCACUGUUUCAUUGAUCAAGCUGCCGCGAUACGCCCUUCCUGAUGUUAACAUCAAUGGCUCCUCCGCUGUGCUGAAGAAAGAGCUUACUUAUGCUUUUUCGCCUGAAAAUGAAACGGCGGCGUAG
Messenger RNA from Neltuma alba, 519 nucleotides. Its product is annotated as metalloendoproteinase 5-MMP-like. Gene Ontology annotation, biological process: collagen catabolic process; extracellular matrix organization. The coding region runs from base 1 to 519 and encodes 172 amino acids. Gene Ontology annotation, molecular function: metalloendopeptidase activity. NCBI's taxonomy places the organism in Eukaryota, Viridiplantae, Streptophyta, Magnoliopsida, Fabales, Fabaceae. The record is from RefSeq and is a predicted model, not a curated record. The transcript has a single exon.